AUGGCGAGCUGUUCAGAUUUUAAGAAGGGUCAUUGGACACCAGAGGAAGACUCUCUUCUGAAACAACAUAUUCAACUUCACGGGGAAGGUCACUGGAGUAGGAUCCCUAAAACAACAGGUUUGUUGCGAUGUGGUAGGAGUUGCAGGUUACGGUGGAUGAAUCAUCUUCGCCCCAAUUUAAAGCGCGGAAACAUUUCACAAGAUGAAGAAGAUCUCAUUAUAAGGCUGCACAAGCUGCUUGGAAACAGAUGGUCACUGAUUGCCGGUCGGAUGUCAGGAAGAAUGGACAACGAGGUGAAGAACUACUGGUAUAGCCGGUUGAAACAUAGGGUGCUCGGCAAUAAAGUAACUAGACCUUUGGUUACCAGACUAACUGCUAAACCUACAAACAAUCUAGCUAAGUCUCCGCCCACAGAUAUUGAAUCUGCAAAAACUGCAGCAUUGUGGAAAAGGACGUGUAGAGAAGCAGAAGGGCAGGAGGAUAUUAUAAUAGUGAACGUUGGAGAAGAAAAUGAGGAGGCAUCUAAAUGUCAUGCAAUAGAAAGAAAUGGCACCCCAAGCUAUCCAUCUGAUGAGGUAUCAUCGUCCAAUUCAUACUUAUCUGAAGAGUCAAUCUCCAUCCUUGACUUGUAUUAUCAACAACAGAAUGAAAUGGUGAAAUGGUUGUAA
This is a messenger RNA of Cryptomeria japonica (Japanese cedar), 669 nucleotides long. Its product is annotated as transcription factor MYB4-like. The record is from RefSeq and is a predicted model, not a curated record. The transcript has 3 exons. NCBI's taxonomy places the organism in Eukaryota, Viridiplantae, Streptophyta, Pinopsida, Cupressales, Cupressaceae. The coding region runs from base 1 to 669 and encodes 222 amino acids.